CCUCCCCUCCCCAGGUCCCGGAAGCGGGGACCCCGACCCGCAGCUCCAGGUUUCCAUGGCGGCGGUGGCGCUGGGGCUCCUUCUCCUUGGCUCCGUGGUCCGGGCUGGCUCCGAGGUCCAGGUUCCCGAUGCCUGCUCUGAGGGAACAUUGGCCCCCGUGCCCCCCAACCUCCUCUGGGCCCUGUCCUGCCCCGACCAGCCCCCCAUCCUCACCCCGCAGCCGGACGAUGUCCUUCCCCCUUGGGUCCGGCGGCUGCUGCCCCGAAGCCUGCAGCUCCCGGGAAAGGCCUGGGCCUGUGGGGACCCCAGCAGAGGGCAGCCGGGGGACUGCAUCUCCCCGCUGGAGCUGAGGGGCCGGGCCCUCAGGUUCCUGGCCAGGAGCCGACCCAGGAGGGACCUCACCUCGCCCACGCCGGGACCGCUAGGAGGGAACCAGACGGCCUCCGCGCCCUCCGGGUCCGCGGCGGGGAGUAGCGGCCGGCCCUGGCCCUACCUGGUGGGCUUCGUGGGCGGGGCCGUGCUGCUCUCCCUCCUCCUGGCCCUCGCCGCCAAGUGUCACGUGUGCCGCCGCCACCGUGCCAGCUACCGCCACCGCCCGCUGCCCGAAGGGGAGAAGGGGCAGGGCCGGCCCCGGCGCCCAGAGGAGGAGGAGGACGACGACGGCUUUAUCGAGGAUAACUACAUCGAGCCGGUGGGCAGGGGAGUCCCUGGGGGCAGCGAGGCUCAUUUCCCUCUCUGAUUUCCCUGAGGCCGCCCCCCUCCAACCUCCUUCUCUUCCUGUUCCGCUGGAUCCGUUGAGUGUUCAUGAAGCACUAACCUCGGCCCGGUCCUCCCCUGGAGGGAGCAGAGGCGCCCUGGAACUGCAGGCCUCGCCGAGGUCUGACCUGGGCCUGGAGCAUUAGUACGGGAGUAGAAGAGGGCAGUAGGGGACCAGUGGAAAGAGCACAGGGCUGGGAGUUGAGAGUACUGACCCGAAUUCUAAUCCCAGCUCUGCCACUGGCCCGCUCCGUGACUUUGGGAGAUCGCUUCCCCUCUCCGGGCCCCAGUUUCCUCAGCUGGAAAGUGGCGAAAAGGCAACGACGGAUGUGAAAACACCUUGGAAAAUACAAGGGUGCACGACCGA
This is a messenger RNA of Ornithorhynchus anatinus (platypus), 1123 nucleotides long. It is a transcript of the gene C17H1orf210, whose product is annotated as chromosome 17 C1orf210 homolog. The record is from RefSeq and is a predicted model, not a curated record. NCBI's taxonomy places the organism in Eukaryota, Metazoa, Chordata, Mammalia, Monotremata, Ornithorhynchidae. The transcript is spliced from 5 exons. Bases 56 to 739 code for a protein of 227 amino acids.